Molecule: messenger RNA, 915 nt
Organism: Symbiodinium pilosum
Lineage: Eukaryota; Dinophyceae; Suessiales; Symbiodiniaceae
Source: the annotation of a GenBank genome assembly
AUGAAGCGCCUCUUCCUGGUGCUGGGCACAGCAAGCGGGCUGUCGUCCAAGGGGCGAGAGCUUCCUCCGGAUCCCGCCAAAGUCGCCCUGCCCGCGGUGCCCGGGGUGCGAAAUGCGGUGUGCUCAGCGCAGUUAGCUUUCCUGAGCAAGCGCAAGUUUCCAAAAUUGGGCACUGUGUCUCGGUCACUGCCAGGCAUGCCAGAGCUUCCUUCAUUGGACGACAUCAUGUUUGGAAUUAGCUCCGAAGCAAAGCAACUGGAGGCAAAGAUGUUGAAGAUAGAGCACGAAAACGGCUUGCGCCUGCAGCGGCAGAAGGCAGUCUUCGACAGGAAGCUGAAGGAACAAGAAGCCAAAAACCAGGGAGUUGCCAAGGAGAAUGCCGACCUGGCCAAAUCCAUCAUGCAGCUGAAGCUCAAGAACGAAGCUACUUUUGCUAAGUCCAAGACGCUGCGCGAGGCCAUCAAACUGCGCAAGGCUGAAGUCAAGAACAUGCAGGAGCAACUUACUGCAGUGCAGCAGUACUUAACCGAGACGCUUUCAGACACCGACGACAGCAAGGCGCCAGACCUGGCCAUCUUGGACGAAGAGGAGAAGGCUGAAGAGGCCGAAGCAAAAGUUGCUGCGGCAAAACGGAAGGCGGCCUCAGCACUAGCCAUCGCGGAGCGUCGAGCUACAGAGCACUCCAAGGAAGAGGCGGAGGAGCCCAACCUCUCUUUCCUUCAGGUUGAGGAGGCUGGCAAGCGGCCGGUGAACAGCUGGUGCAUUCACAUGCACAAGAACAUGGACCUCAGUGCCAAGAAAGCCACAUUUCUCCCAGGCUCCUCCUUGUACAUGCCUACCUUUCCUGGGCAGCUGCUGCUUGAAAAGCCCGAGGCCGGUGAAAAAGAGCUGGCGGCCCUUCAGCACUCUUUGUGA